Messenger RNA from Solanum verrucosum, 1614 nucleotides. Its product is annotated as cytochrome P450 78A7-like. NCBI's taxonomy places the organism in Eukaryota, Viridiplantae, Streptophyta, Magnoliopsida, Solanales, Solanaceae. The transcript is spliced from 2 exons. Bases 1 to 1614 code for a protein of 537 amino acids. The record is from RefSeq and is a predicted model, not a curated record. Gene Ontology annotation, molecular function: oxidoreductase activity, acting on paired donors, with incorporation or reduction of molecular oxygen; heme binding; monooxygenase activity.
AUGUCUUUCACCUCAAUUUAUGAGGAUUUCACUUGGUGGAUGUUUACUUUACCACCUAUUCUUGAAACUCAAAACUUUUUUACCCUUUUGAUUCCGACUUUUGUUGUCUUUAUGGUAAUUACCAUUUUCACUUGGGCUUUUACCGCCGGUGGCCCGGCUUGGAAAAAUGGGCUGAACUCUAUGGGCCGGGUUCCAAUUCCGGGGCCAAGAGGUCUUCCCAUUUUCGGUAGCUUAUUCAACUUGAGCCAUGGCUUGGCUCACCAAACCCUAGCUUUUACGGCUUCGGCUUAUGGUGCCACACAAGUCAUGGCUUUUAGCUUGGGUUCAACCCGGGCUGUUGUGUCAUCUGACCCAACCAUAGCCCGGGAAAUCUUGACCUCCCCACAUUUCUCAAACCGACCAGUUAAAGAAUCAGCUAAACAACUCAUGUUUAGCCGGGCCAUCGGGUUUGCACCCGAUGGGACAUAUUGGAGGCUCUUGAGGAAAAUUGCGUCGUCACAUUUCUUCGCUCCUAAACGAAUUUUUGCCCAUGAGGGUGAAAGACAACUAGAAUGCAACUCAAUGUUAGUGUCUAUAGCCAAAGAACAAAACAUGCAUGGGUUAGUAACUAUAAGAAAACACCUUCAAUUUGCUUCACUUAACAACAUUAUGGGAAUUGUAUUUGGGAAAAAAUAUGAAAUGAAUAUUGAAGAAAAUAAAGAAGCUAAAGAGCUUCAAGAAAUUGUGAAUGAAGGAUUUGAGCUAUUGGGAGCUUUUAAUUGGUCUGAUCACUUGUCAUGGCUGAAUUAUUUUUAUGACCCUUUUACCCUCAAGGAACGUUGCGCGGCGCUUGUCCCUCGUGUCGAAUUCUUCGUUAAGAAGAUGAUUCAAGAGCACAAAAAUGAAAAUUCCAAAAAGAUUUUAGAAGCUCGUUGUGAUUUUGUUGAUGUUUUGCUAGCUUUAAAUGGUGAAGAGAAGCUACAUGAGGAUGAUAUGGUGGCUAUUUUGUGGGAAAUGAUCUUUCGGGGCACCGAUACAACAGCAUUACUAACAGAAUGGGUCAUGGCUGAACUAGUCCUAAACCAAGAAAUCCAAGAAAAAAUUCAUAACGAGCUAAAAACUAUAGUAGGAAAAAAUGAAAAUGUAAGAGAUGCUCAUAUUUCCAAAUUACCCUAUCUUCAAGCAGUAAUAAAAGAAACAUUACGAUUACACCCUCCGGGCCCACUCUUAUCAUGGGCCCGUUUAACCACGUCCGACGUCCACCUCAGCAACGGAAUGAUUAUUCCGUCCAACACGACCGCGAUGAUCAACAUGUGGGCCAUCACACAUGAUCCUAACGUCUGGGAUAACCCGUCCACGUUUAAGCCAGAGAGGUUCUUGAAAUCCUCGGGAGGGAUGGAUUUUGAUGUGAGAGGUAACGAUUUAAGGCUGGCACCUUUUGGAGCCGGACGGAGAGUUUGCCCCGGGAAGAAUUUAGGGUUGGUUACCGUGAGUCUAUGGGUGGCUAAGUUGGUGCAACAGUUCAUUUGGGUUGAAAAUGAGACUCAUCCUGUUGAUCUUAGUGAAGUGUUGAAACUUUCUUGUGAAAUGAAAUAUCCACUUUCAGCUAAGGCUAUUCCAAGAAUUGUUGAUUAG